CACACGAUGUGCUUGGUGGCCAACGAAUGCCUCUCCGGGCCUCUACUCCGACAAUGAAACUUCGCGGCCAUGACCGCAGAGAUCCUCCACCUCGGCCAAUUGCUCCGCGGAUGCCGCACCCAGCGGUCGCUCCCUCGAGGGAGACAGCUCCACCAGGUACUCCUCAAGUGCGGUUACGCCGCUUCCCUCUACGCCUCCAACUGCCUUCUCCAGAUGUACGCUCGUUGCAGCGCCGACCUGGACGACGCCCGAAGGGUUUUCGACGAAAUUCCCCACAGGAACUGCUUCUCUUGGAACUCCCUCAUCGACGCCUAUCUGAAGUCCGAUGAACCGUGCCGUGCGCGUCAGUUGUUCGAUUCCAUGCCCCGGAAGAAUACCUUUUCAUGGAACGCCAUGAUCACUGGCCUCGUACGGUCUGGUGACCUGAAGAACGCCCGGCAAUUGUUCGAGGAGAUGCCCGUGGUUGACGCUGUUGCCUGCAAUGCCAUACUUCACGGGUAUAUCCGUCGUGGGGAGGUUCAGGAAGCUUUCCGUUUGCUUAAAAAGGUUGGUUCAGAGUACGAUGGAUCGUCGUCGCCAUAUAGUGAUAAAUUUGUAUUGACGACCCUUUUAAGUGCUUGUGCAGAGUGUUUGGCUUAUGAUUGUGGCAAGCAGAUUCAUGCCCGCAUUGUCAUCUGCCAGGUUGACUUGGAUUCCAUUCUGGGUAGCGCCCUUGUUGACAUGUAUGCAAAGUGUCAGGCUUUUGAUAGUGCUCAUCAAGUUUUGGAGUUGAUGUCGGAGCCAGAUGAAUUUUCUUUGUCGGCCUUGAUAUCAGGCUAUGGGGGUUGUGGAAGAUUGGAUGAGGCAAGAAAGAUAUUCAAUCAGAAGGAGAAGCCAAGUGUUGUUUUGUGGAACUCCAUUAUUAAUGCAUAUGCAUCUAGUAAUCAGGGAGACGGAACAUUAGAACUCUUCAAAAUGAUGACUGGAGAGGGAAUCAUGCCAAAUUCGUCGACUUUUUCAAGUGUUCUUAGUGCAUGUGCUAGUAUUGGCAUUCGGGAGCAUGGAGUACAGAUGCAUGCUUGUGGUUGUAAGCAUGGAAUUCUGGAGGACUUGGUUGUUGCAAGUGCUCUCAUAGACUCCUAUUCCAAGUGUGGAAUUUGGGAGGAUGCUUGUAAAGUGUUCAGAGAGCUUAGACUGUAUGAUACAAUACUGCUUAAUACUAUGAUCAAUGUUUACUCGAACCGCGGUCAAAUCGAGGAAGCAAGGAAGAUAUUUGAGAUGAUUCCAAGCAAGAAUAUGAUAUCAUGGAAUUCAAUGAUCGUAGGUUACAGCCGGAAUGGUCAUGCAGUGCAGGCACUAGAGCUAUUCAUUGACAUGCAUCAUCUUGAUCUUAGUAUUGAUAAGGUGGCUUUGGCCAGUGCUAUAAGUUCUUGUGCUAGCGUUUGUGCCCUUACCACCGGGGAAGAGUUAUUUGCCCUUGCUACACGUAUCGGCCUAGUCACUGACCUUGUUGUCACUUCUUCACUUGUUGAUCUCUACUGCAAAUGUGGCAAAGUCAUUGAUGGAAGGAGGUUGUUCGAUGGGAUGCCCAAUUUUGAUGUGGCUUUAUGGAAUUCAAUGUUGAUGGGUUAUGCUUCUAAUGGAUAUGCAAUUGAAGUGCUUGAGUUGUUUGAAUCCAUGGGCAGUGCUGGUGUGAGCCCAAACGAAGUAACUUUUAUUGCAGUCCUUUCAGCUUGUUGCCACUCUGGGCUGGUUGAGAAAGGAUUAAUGUGGUUUCGCAGGAUGAAAGUAGACUAUUGCAUUGAACCAAUAGCUGAGCACUACUCGUGUGUUGUUGAUUUGCUGGUGCGUGCAGGUCGGCUUGAGGAAUCGAUCAAUUUCAUUGAUACAAUGCCCUUCAAGCCUGAUGCUAGCAUGUGGACAUCAGUGCUUGGUGGGUGCAAGGCUCAUGGUGAUGAGGUUCUGGGAAGUAAGGUAGCAGAGAGGCUUAUUGAGCUUAAUCCUCAGCAUUCGGGCCCCUUUUUGCAGUUAUCUAGCAUAUAUGCUGCUCAUGGCGAGUGGGAGAACUCAGCCCAAGUUAGACAAAUGAUGAAUGACAGAAGGAUCAAUAAGAAUCCUGGUUACAGUUGGAUUGACAGUUCACAGUAAACUUUGCUUGUAUGACAGUAGCAGAUGGUAGGAAGCAAAUUCAUAUGGCUGUUGUGCAAGAAUCAUCUCUCACUAGCUUACAGAUUGACUGCUUAAUCUGUCAAAAAGUAUUCCAGAAAAUGUUGCAUGGUGCAGUUUUGGGA
Molecule: messenger RNA, 2270 nt
Organism: Musa acuminata AAA Group (dessert banana)
Lineage: Eukaryota; Viridiplantae; Streptophyta; Magnoliopsida; Zingiberales; Musaceae
Product: putative pentatricopeptide repeat-containing protein At1g77010, mitochondrial
Exons: 1
Coding region: 70-2127 (685 amino acids)
Molecular function (GO): protein binding
Source: RefSeq, a predicted model, not a curated record